Messenger RNA from Mastomys coucha (southern multimammate mouse), 2060 nucleotides. It is a transcript of the gene Ccrl2, whose product is annotated as C-C motif chemokine receptor like 2. NCBI's taxonomy places the organism in Eukaryota, Metazoa, Chordata, Mammalia, Rodentia, Muridae. The transcript is spliced from 3 exons. The record is from RefSeq and is a predicted model, not a curated record. Gene Ontology annotation, molecular function: chemokine receptor activity. Bases 462 to 1541 code for a protein of 359 amino acids. Gene Ontology annotation, biological process: G protein-coupled receptor signaling pathway; immune response; inflammatory response. Gene Ontology annotation, cellular component: cytoplasm; membrane.
GCCCCCUCUCCAAUACUGCAAGACCAGCAACUGUCCAGUUCCUUUCUUCACCUGCAUCCUCCACGAGAAGCCAAGCCUCUCUUCCUCACAGCACCUUCCACCUGACCGUGUCCCACACAUCCUCACACAGGACUUUCCCCCAGGGCUUCCCCUGAGCGGGGUCAGCUACAUCAAGUGUCCCAGCAUCGACUGCUUCCUUCCAGCUGCUUGCAACACUCUGCUUUCCGACGACGUAGGAAUGCCCACACCAGUCUCGCGUUCAGCGACUGCCCCUUUUCUGUCCCGCUCUGUCCCCAACCUCCUUCCCUACUGAUACCACUGGCUUCCACGUUUUCUGCUUGUCCACGUGCUUGACCAGCGCAGUUUCACUUUUGCAAACAUCUGUUUAUAUCCCUUGAGAGAAAAAUAUCAAGCAGCCUGCCUCAAAGACUGUUUUGGGAGGUGAGCAAGGGCAGCCUCCGAUGGACAGCUACACAGUGGCUCCCGAGGAUGAGUAUGAUGUCCUCAUAGAGGGCGACCUGGACAACAGUGGGGCAGCGGACCAAGUUCCAGUCCCUGAGUUCCUCUCCGCCCAGCAGGUGCUCCGGUUCUGCUGCGCGGUAUUUGCAGCGGGUCUCCUGGACAAUGUGCUGGCGGUGUUUAUCUUGGUGAAAUACAAAGGACUCAAGAAUCUGGGGAACAUCUACUUUCUAAACCUGGCACUUUCAAAUUUGUGUUUCCUGUUUCCCCUGCCAUUCUGGGCCCAUACUGCGGCACACGGGGAAAGCCCUGGCAACAGGACCUGUAAAGUUCUUGUCGGACUCCACUCCUCGGGCUUAUACAGCGAGGUGCUUUCCAACACCCUCCUCCUUGUGCAAGGAUACAGGGUGUUUUCCCAAGGGCGACUGUCCUCCGUCUUCACCACGGUGUCUGGUGGUAUUGUUACCUGUGUCCUGGCGUGGGUCAUGGCUACUGCCCUCUCUUUGCCGGAAUCUGUGUUUUAUGAGCCUCGGAUGGAAAGACAGAAGCACAUGUGUGGCUUUGGCAAACCUCACUUCUUGCCAAUCGAAGCCCCGCUCUGGAAGUAUGUUCUGACGUCAAAGAUGAACAUCUUGGUACUUGCUUUUCCUCUGCUGGUUUUUAUAGCCUGCUACGGGCAGCUGAGGAGAACGCAGAGCUUCAGGGGGAGGCAGUGCGACCUCCGCAAGGCCGCUCUUGUCAUAACGGGCGUGUUCCUUUUGAUGUGGGCGCCCUACAAUAUUGUCCUCUUCCUGACUGCUUUCCAGGAACACUUGUCCCUGCAGGGUGAGAAGAGCAGCUACCACCUGGACGCAAGUGUUCAGGUCACACAGCUCAUCGCCACCACCCACUGCUGCGUCAACCCAUUUCUCUAUUUGCUUCUUGACAAGGCCUUUACGAGAUACCUCCGCAGCCUGUUCCCACGGUGCAAUGACAUCCCAUAUCAAAGUAGUGAGGACUCUCGGCAAGUGGCGCCAAGGGAAGGUCAUGGCAGGCCCAUUGAACUGCAUAGUACUUUGCAUCAAAGGCAGGAUAUAAUAUAAACAUUCAUCCUUGUCUCCUCACAUUGUUUUAUGUAAUUUUUAUAUGUUUGUAUAAAAAUAGACUAUAAGAGGAAAGGUGUCUGGCUAAUGAAUAUUCACUACUAAGCAUUGGAUUUGUCUCUGGUGCAGGGCUAAGUUAUUUAUAAAGGUGAGUUCCACUCUUCUUCUUUAGAGCUUGUCCACAGUGUGGGCGUGGGUGAUGUGUAUUCCAUAAACUGAAGCUCGGGAAUUGUCCAAAGUUACAUAACUGUAAAGUGGCAAAAACUGAUGUGUAAACCCAGAGAUCGCUGGCCCCAGAGCCUGUUAGUUAUCCAAGUGUGGCAGCCUUUCAGUAACUGUCAGCCAGCAGUGAUGGCAUGUCUGUAAUCCCAGCACUCUAGGAGGCAGAGCAGGAGGACUCUCACAAAUGCAAGUGUGACCUGGGCAACAUAGACAGACUUCCCCCAACCUCAAUUUUUCUUUUUUCUUUUUCUUUUUUGUUCAGCAAAAUACAUGCAAUGAAUAUGUACUUUUAAAGCA